AUCUUAGUGGUAACAAUUUCAUCAGCAUACCUGCGUCUCUUACUCGACUCUCCAAGCUUGAAGAGCUUAUAUUGUCAAAUUGUAACAUCUGCACUCUUGGUGAAGCAGAUAUUCAUGGUCUAUCCUCUUUGAAAUGGCUUUUUCUUAACGGUAACAAUUUCAUCACCGUUCCUUUGCCUCUGACUCAACUUUCCAAGCUUAAAUUGCUUGCAUUAUCAAAUUGCAAGGAGCUUAAAUCGGUGCCUGAGCUUCUAACAAGUAUUGAAGAUGUGCGGUUAGAUGGUUGUUCUUCGCUUGAAGUAGUUGCAAGUCCAUCAAAAGUAUGCAAUUUAGUGGAUUCGGCUGCUAUUUUACCCUUUAACUGCUUCAAAUUGGCUGAGAAUAGCAAUGCAUUAACAUUGCUGAAAAAACAUCUCAAGCCAUUUGCGAAUUCAAAAAAAAUAUUUGAUGUUAUUAUGCCUGGAAGUGAAAUCCCAGAAUGGUUUAGCCAACAAAAAGGUGACUUCUUUAUUAAGAUUCCCUUACCGAUUAACCUUCAAGAGGAUAGUGAAUGGAUUGGAGUUGCUUGUUGCUGCAUUUUUGUCAAUAAUGAUGCUUCAAGGGAUGUGGCCUUUAUCGACUGUGGAGCGUUAAUGUAUGGUAGAAACCGUCGGCAGAUUGAGAGGAGAGGCUAUUUGGUGGGUAAACGAUACAACAAGCCCAUAAUGAAAGAUCACAUUUUUCUUCGUUAUUGGUCGCGUGAUAAAUUAUAUCCAGUUUCCUUGAAGGAUAAAUAUGGUGGCUGUGAAACCAAUAAUUUACGGACAACAGAUUGCUUAGAUCAUAAACAUGAUGGGCUUCAUGUGUUUUUCAAUGGUCAUAGCCUUAAAGUGAAGAAGUGUGGUGUUAGAAUAGUGUAUGAGAAAGAUUUGGAAGAAAUGAAAGAGUUGCAGUGCGAUACCACUCAAUCUUCUCCAAAUUUUGAACACAUCCACCAACACUCUGCUCACAACCAUGGAUCAGUAGGUAGCACUUCUCACAUAAAACGAAAACCUAAUAUCUACGAGGAAGCGGAGGAAGAAGGGCCGCAACCAAAACGGAUGCAAAAUUUUUCAAUUUUAUAAUGGGCCAAUCGGGGAAGAAGCAUUAACUGUGGUUGAAAUAAAUAUAAUCAACUUGAGAUAGAAAUGUUGAGAAAAUGGAUAGUUUCCGUGACAAAACAGGCUAAUAGAAGUAUGAAAGUUUGGUCAAAGGAUCAUGCAAGUGAGGGACCAACAAAAGUCUUCAAGCUGAAAUGAAAGCGGACACUUUAGCAAUUAUAGGCUGGGAUGAAUUUAGAGAAAUAGAUUAUGUUAUUACAUAAUUAGUUGUUUUUUUACAUGUAAUGUAAAUUAUAGUAUUUUAAAUCGACCUUUUGAAUUUGUAAUGUAAAUUCAAAUAGUAAUUUAAUUGUAAUGUAAAUAAAACCUUUUAAAUUAGGCAUAAUGACAAAAAGGUUCUUAGUGUUUAUAAAA
Gossypium raimondii (Peruvian cotton) is the source of this 1493-nucleotide messenger RNA. RefSeq lists its product as uncharacterized. Lineage: Eukaryota; Viridiplantae; Streptophyta; Magnoliopsida; Malvales; Malvaceae. The transcript has 4 exons. The coding region runs from base 456 to 1103 and encodes 215 amino acids. The record is from RefSeq and is a predicted model, not a curated record.